This is a messenger RNA of Trifolium pratense (red clover), 4550 nucleotides long. RefSeq names its product putative disease resistance RPP13-like protein 1. NCBI's taxonomy places the organism in Eukaryota, Viridiplantae, Streptophyta, Magnoliopsida, Fabales, Fabaceae. Bases 209 to 4141 code for a protein of 1310 amino acids. The transcript is spliced from 2 exons. Gene Ontology annotation, biological process: defense response to other organism. The record is from RefSeq and is a predicted model, not a curated record. Gene Ontology annotation, molecular function: protein binding; ADP binding.
UAUAGUCCACAAUAAUUAAACAAUGACACGAGCCUUUGCUAGCAAUUACUACUAUCCUUCAAUCUUCAUAGCUCUUAAUAUCCUUACAAUAAUUAAACAUAUUCUUUCUACCUUUGUUUCAAGUCUUCUCUAAAAACAGUACUACCUUUCAAUCUUCAUAGCUCUUAACGUUCAUUCACGUACGUCUCUUUCCUCAAAUCAAUUAGAGAUGGCUGCAGCUUUGAUUGGAGGUGCAUUUCUGUCUGCUACUUUUCAAACAUUAAUGGACAAACUAACUUCAACUGAGUUUCGUGAUUAUAUCACAAACACCAAACUGGAUGAAUCGUUGAUGGAAGAGAUGGAAACAACGCUACUUGCUCUUGAGAUUGUACUGGAUGAUGCAGAGGAGAAGCAGAUCCACAAACCCAAAAUCAAACAAUGGUUGGAUCGGUUAAAAGAUGCAAUCUUUGACGCUGAGGAUUUGCUUAAUCAAAUAAGCUACAAUGCCUUGAGAUGCAAGAUAGAGUUUCAGAAUUUGCUUUCAACUACAAACUCAAAUGGAGAGAUCAAUUCUGAAAUGGAAAAGAUUUGUCAAAGGCUGAAAACUUUUGUUCAUCAGAGUAACAUCCUUGGCUUGCAGCAAACUGUAAGAGGUAGAGAUUCUCGUAGAACGCCUUCAAGUUCAGUAGUAAAUGAAUCUGUCAUGGUGGGUAGGAAUGAUGAUAAAGAUAGACUCAUCAAUAUGCUCAUAUCAGACCGUGGCACGAGCAGAAAUAAUAAUUUAGGUGUUGUUGCUAUUUUGGGUAUGGGAGGUGUUGGUAAAACAACGCUUGCACAACUUGUUUACAAUGAUGAAAAUGUUGAAAAACAUUUUGAUUUAAAAGCAUGGGUUUGUGUCUCAGAGGACUUUGAUGCUGUCAGAGUAACCAAGUCUCUCCUUGAAUCUGUUGUUAGAAAUACAACAUCUGCUGCUUCAAAUGUCUGGGAAAGCGAUAAUCUUGACAUCCUUCGAGUUGAAUUAAAGAAAAUCUCAAGGGAGAAAAGAUUUUUGUUUGUGUUGGAUGAUUUGUGGAAUGGCAAUUACAAUGACUGGGAUGAACUAGUAAGUCCCCUCAUUGAGGGAAAACCUGGAAGUUCAGUAAUUAUAUCAACACGCCAUGAACAAGUUGCAAAGAUGGCACACACAUUUCCUAUUCAUAAAUUAGAACCUCUAUCAGAUGAAGAUUGUUGGUCUUUACUCUCAAAGCAUGCAUUAGGAAAUGAUGAGUUUCGCGAUACUGAAAACAAAACCCUUGAAGAAAUUGGUAAGGAGAUUGCCAGAAAGUGUGGUGGACUGCCAAUAGCUGCUAAAACACUAGGAGGACUUCUACGUUCAAGAGUAGACACAAGGGCAUGGACUGCAAUUUUGAACAGCGAUGUAUGGAGUUUACCAAAUGAUAAUAUUAUUCCUGCUUUGCAUUUGAGUUAUCAAUAUCUUCCCUCUCAUUUGAAAAGAUGUUUUGCAUAUUGUUCAGUUUUUCCAAAGGGUUACCCACUUGAUAGGAAGAAAUUGGUUUUGUUAUGGAUGGCAGAAGGCUUCCUUGAUUGUUAUCAAGGUGGAAAAGCAGCGGGGGAAUUAGGUGAUGAUUGCUUUGCUGAAUUGUUAUCCAGAUCCUUAAUUCAACAAUCAAAUGAUGAUGCUCGUGGAAAAAUCUUUUUCAUGCAUGACCUUGUCAACGAUUUAGCUACAGUCGUAUCUGGAAAAAGUUGUUGCAGGUUUGAAUGUGGUGACAUCUCUGAAAAUGUUCGUCAUAUCUCAUAUAACCAAGAAUGGUAUGACAGUUUCAAAAAGUUUGAGAAUAUCUAUAAUUUCAAAUGCUUGCGAAGCUUCCUACCCGUGAACUACAUGACUUGUGACAUAUCCAUCAAGGUGGUUAACGAUCUCCUACCAGCAUUCAAAAGGUUGCGUGUGUUAUCGUUGUCAAAGUAUACAAACAUCACAAAGCUUCCGGAUACAUUUGGCAAUUUACUGCAAUUGCGGUAUCUAGACCUCUCCUACACUAAAAUCAAAAGCUUGCCAGAUACAGUAUGUAAUCUUUACAAUUUACAGACAUUGAUUUUAUCAAAUUGUAGGGAUCUAACUGAAUUGCCUGUAGAUCUUGGAAAUUUAAUCAAUUUACAUCACCUUGAUAUAACAAAGACAAACAUAAAGGAGUUGCCAAUGAAAAUUGCAAGACUAGAAAACCUCCAAACUUUGACAGUUUUUAUAGUGGGUAAGCAACAUGUAGGGUUAAGUAUCAAAGAGCUAAGGAAAUUCCCAAACCUACAAGGAAAACUUACCAUCAAGAACCUGCAUAAUGUCGUUGAUGCCACGGAGGCAGAAGAUGUGAACCUGAAAAGCAAAGAGAAAAUUGAGGAGUUAGAGUUGUUAUGGGGAAAACAAAGUGAAGACUCGCAAAAUGUGAAAGCGGUUCUUGCUAUGUUGCAACCACCAACAAGCCUUAAGAGCCUGAACAUUGACUUGUACGGCGGGACAAGUUUUCCGAGUUGGUUGGGAAAUUCUUUGUUUUCUAACUUAGUUUCCCUAUACAUCAAUAAUUGUGAAUAUUGCACGACGCUUCCACCGCUAGGACAACUACCUUCUCUCAAGGACUUGAGUAUAACAAACAUGUUUAUAUUGGAGACAAUUGGCCCAGAGUUCUAUUGUGCACAGGGAGGAGAAUGUUCCAAUUCUUCCUUCCAACCAUUUCCAUCCCUUGAGCGGAUAAAAUUUGACAGCAUGCCAAGUUGGAAGGAAUGGCUUCACUUUGAAGGCAUAAACUCUUCUUUUCCUCGACUUAGAACUAUGGAGUUACUUAACUGUCCAGAACUAAGAGGACAUUUGCCUAGCCACAUUUCUUGUAUAGAAGAAAUUGUAAUAAAUGGUUGUGCACAUUUAUUGGAAACACCUUCCACUUUGCAUUGGCUGUCGUCGAUAAAGAAAAUUAAUAUCAAUGGGCUUUCUGAAAGGACCCAAUUGUCAUUGCUUGAGAGUGAUUCUCCAUGUACGAUGCAAUAUGUAGUGAUUGAAGAGUGUCUUAUGCUAUUAUCUGUGCCAAAGUUGAUUUUGAGAAGCACAAGUCUUCAACACUUGAAACUCAAGUCUCUUUCUUCGCUCGCUGCAUUUCCCUCAAGUGGUCUACCUACUUCAUUGCAAUCACUUCAUAUUGAAAAUUGUAAGAAUUUAUCUUUCCUUCCUCCUGAAACAUGGAGCAAGUAUACAUCACUUGUGAGACUUUCUUUAACAAGUAGCUGUGAUGCACUUACAUCCUUUCCGCUUGAUGGUUUUCCCGCCCUCCAAAUACUUGACAUAUAUCAAUGUAAGAGUCUCAAUUCCAUUUAUAGUUUAGAAAGUCCUUCUGGUCGCCCGUCAAACCUCCAAUCACUUAAUAUCACAUGCCUUUGUUCGUUUAAAGUCAGGCUUAAGAUGGACACACUCAUUGCUCUUAAAGAUUUGUCGUUGCAUUGUGAAGGAGAGUUGUCAUUUUGUGAAGGUGUUUGUCUACCUCCCAAAUUACAAUCAACAUAUCUGCAUUCGAGGGGAAGAACAACACCGUCUGUAACAGAAUGGGGCCUUCAAGGCCUAACCGCUCUUUCAACUUUGAAUAUAGGAAAUAAUGAUGAUAUUGUUAACACCUUGAUGAAGGAGUCGUUGCUACCCAUCUCCCUUGUGUCUUUGAUUAUCAGUCAUCUCUUUAAAAUGAAGGCCUUUGAUGUAAGUGGGCUUCGACACCUCUCCUCUCUCGAAAGUCUUCACUUUGAGUAUUGUGAACAGCUUGAGUCAUUGACAGAAAACUGCCUCCUCCCUUCCUCGCUGAAAACACUUAGCUUUGACAGUUGUGAAAGACUUGAGUCGUUACCAGAAAACUGCCUCCCUUCUUCACUGAAAUCACUUGUAUUUUGGAAUUGUGAAAAGCUCGAGUCAUUACCAGAAAACUGCCUCCCUUCCUCGUUGGAAUCACUUAAUCUUUAUUUGUGUGAAAAGCUCGAGUCAUUACCAGAAGACAACCUUCCUGACUCUCUUGAGAUACUUCGCAUUUAUGGAUGCCCAUUGUUAGAAGAAAGGUAUAAAAGGAAGGAAAAUUGGUCCAAAAUUGCACACAUCCCUGUCAUAAAAAUAAAUGACCAACUCACAAUGUGGUGACAAGUUGUGUUUCCGUUUCAGGAGUUCAAGGCCUAAGUGGAUGAAAAUCAGCUCACAUGAUGAAUUGAAGACAAAAGUGAGACAUGUUGUUAUUGCCACAAGAUUGGAUAUACUUUGCUAAUAUUCAGUCUGUAUUUUGUUAUCAUUUGAAUUAAUCUUUAUAUGUUUCCUAAUAACCUGCAUGAUCCGGUCACUCGGUCAAUGCAGUAGGGUUUGUAAUAUAUAUUCUUAAUUUGUAUCUGUGAGUGAACGAAUGUUCAUAUGAGGUUUAGACAGAAUCAACUUUUGAGUACUGAGAAAUCUACAGUUAAGUGUGUUAUAAUUUAUAAACAAUUCCUUACUAAUUUCCUCUCUGAUAAACAAUGCCUUGAAAUGGAAUAUCUUAUCAUUAUUCUUCGAAGCUAACAAA